This is a messenger RNA of Nematocida parisii ERTm1, 795 nucleotides long. RefSeq lists its product as uncharacterized. Bases 1 to 795 code for a protein of 264 amino acids. The transcript has a single exon. The record is from RefSeq and is a predicted model, not a curated record. NCBI's taxonomy places the organism in Eukaryota, Fungi, Microsporidia.
AUGAAUAAUAGAAUACUACAACCAAUAUUGGCUGCGGAGGAUAUAUGCGCUAUAAAAUAUAAUAUGUUCAAAAUUACAGAUUGUAUUAUAAGAAUUACAGGUAUGUGUGUCAGAAAUCAAAAUGAAGAAGAACAACUGCAAGAAGAAGAAAUUAUUUCACCCGAUCAAUUACGCAAAUAUAUUAUUGAGAUAGUUAAAUCUAUUAUAAUACUUUCACUAUUAGCCACAGGAAUAUUAUUCAUUUUUUAUGGCGUAUAUGCUACUACAAUUUCUUCUGAAUUUUUCCCAUAUAAUAUAGGAAGAUUUACUAAGUUAGUCAGUUUUAAAUUGAUAUAUAGUGGUAGUUAUAUUAUUAUAGCUACACCCAUGAUAUAUAUUGUUUUAAAUAUUAUUAAUAGUUUUUAUAUAUCAGUGUUAUCCAUAGAUGUGCAUGCUAAAUAUCGUGAUCACAGUUAUACUAUGAACCAGUUGGCUAUAUUUUUCUGUAUUUUUGUAAUUCCGGGUUGUAUACUUAAUGGAAUUAUAAAAAUUCUGCCUAUUCUAUCCGAGUUUAUAGGGAAUUAUCCAAUAUUAAAGAAUGUAGUAAUGACAUUGCAUCCCAUACCCAUAUGGAUAUACAUGUGUAAAAUACUUCAUAAUACAUAUUACAGAAAUAUAACCCGAGCGUUCACUAUAUAUGAGAUGGCUAUUAUUAUGUACGGGGCUUUGAUAGGUAUUAUAUACGCUAUAGGCAUUAUAUAUGCUAUUAAUUUAUAUUCCAUUGGGGGUAUUAGUAAUAUAUAUGGUACUGUGUAA